ACAACCAGCUGACAUCCGGCAUCUUCCCGUCCAUUAGCCACCGAUACCCACAGUCAACGAUAUCCGUGUACACUCGAUAUUUUCCCCACGAAAAGGGCUCCCUGCUGAUUCGUCAACUCAACUGAAUGCAAAAUUUCAUCAUAUUCAUCCGAUGCAGGGCUCUGGCCCCGUCUCCAGCAGCUGAAGCACACCAGUCCUGUCCUCUCUGCUCCACGUCCACGGCCGUCCUCAUCCCUGAGCCAUGACCACCCAGAGGGAUCUUGAUAUGCAACAGGGGCUCACUUCAGUGUAAGCCCUCAGUGGAUGAAGUCGCCCAGUCAAAGGGUGGAGAUCUGGUGUGGAUAAAUCUAAUUAGACUGGAAUGCCCGUCUCUUCACAGCCUUCUGAAGGUCACCUCAUGUCUGAAGAGGUGCACCUCCGCCUCAUCCUGGUCAGUGGGAAAACGCAAGACUUCACUUUCUCCCCAAAUGACUCGGCCACAGACAUCGCCAAACAUGUAUUUGAGAACUGGCCUGCAGGAUGGGAGGAGGAGAGGGUGAGCAGCCCCAGUAUACUGCGCCUCAUUUUCCAGGGACGCUUCCUUCAUGGCAAUGUUACCCUGGGAGCUCUAAAGCUGCCACCGGGCCGAACGACCGUCAUGCACUUGGUUGCCAGAGAGACUCUUCCAGAGCCCAACUCUCAUGGUCAACGGAACAGAGAAAAAACCACAGAGAGUAACUGCUGUCUCCUCUUGUAAAGCAACAGAAACGGCCCCCUCCCCUCAACCAUGACCUCACACGUAACACACACAUAACACACAAAUAUAAACAUACAUACACUCUGCUCUCUCCUGCCCGUCGUCCUAUCAGCUGUGGAUUUGGAUUAAAUCACAGGAAGUCUGGUUGGAGGCUGUUACCUGCUUUGGUUGAACUCUUGUCCAAUCUGAGGCUUUUUUUGUGCCAAUAUAUUCAGUUUUUGCCCCCAAACUUUUAUUUUAUCGACAGAAUUUGCUGUUGUUACUCCUUUUUAUUUGAAGAUCAUGACAUUAAACAAUCCCUUCGCUGCUGGACAAGUUUUAAAGAGCUGUCGUACGUAGUGAAAAAGACCCAGGAACUCGUCGCUCUUCAUGGACACAGAAGUGCUAUAAAGGAUGCGUGGGCUUUAACCCUUCCCUCCUAGUCACAUGGAUGUUUCCCCAGGUCUUACUCAAUGGUGUUAACCCUCUCAUUGCACUUAACCAGUUUGUUCAUUCAGAAGUGUUUAUUGUGUCAUCCUGACUUCCCUCAUGACAUUUUUCUUUGAACAGACCUUAAUUCCCCACGUGGUAGAAAACGUGCCAUCCUCCUCAUAGACUGUUUCUGCCUCUUAUUAACUGAACCGUUUGGUCUGUAUCAGCACCAGUGGCGUUAAUGCCAUUACCUACACCCUGUUUGUUCUUGGCAAAGGACCAAUGGAGAAAAGACUUUUUGAUAGGAGGAUCUGCAUAAACACCUGAGGGACGCACAGGUCCACGAGCAACAGGAACAGACUCCCAUCAAGGCAUGCAAAGAUGGAGGCAGAGGAUUGGCUUGUGUGCCACCGGGUGUCAUGUUCACACUUGUGGUGGUGACUUUAUUGACUAGACUGUCAACGUUCCCUCGUAAUGGGAGCCAACAUGGCGGGCCAGUUAAACGCAGACAGAAGGAGAUGGUUGAAGAUGGGAGGGGAGGCGUGUGGUCGGUGUGAGACCCUCCUCUACUGGACACAGAAAACAAGACGGGGAGAGUUAUCUCCCACUGGGAUAAAGAGUAAAAAGGAAAAUUUCGGUGGUGUUUCACCUCCUUUUCAUUUGGAUGCUGUCUUUACUUCUUGUUUGCCUUUUAUUGUGGAAUUCAGUAAUAUCAUUAAUAUUGAAAUUUAAAUAUAUCAAUUUUUAUCUUGUGUAUAGGUAUUUGUUGAAUUUUAGUGUGGGUGAGUUUGUGUGUGAGUGUGUCUGAGGGUGUGUGAUGCACGUGGCAUACUGUGUGAAGACUAGUGAGGGCAUGUGGUCUUAAAAAACAAGGUGGUGCACUGGGAGUGUUGAUGGGCUGCGGUUUCUUCAGAAACAGUCGGAAACCUUUUGAUUCCUUCCAUUGAGUGUCCUUUGGUUUGUGUUUUUGUCAAUCAAUGUCACUGCUAUGAAGUUUAGCUCAGUAUGAAUAAAUGUAAAAACUAAAAUGCAAUGUGGUCUACAUAAAAGCUUGUAUUAUAAAUUAAUAAAUCUUUAAAUAAGGCAACAUCUUUUGAUUCAUUUUUACUAUUUCUCAAAAGGCAACAAAAGACAGAAGUUGCAGAGUUGCAACUAAAGAUUAUUUUAAUUAUAGAUUCAUUUAUUUUUUCCAGGUUUAAGGUAACACUUUCGAAUGUCUUGCUCUGUCUGACCAGCAGUCAAAGACCCAAAGAUAUUUAAUUUUCUAUCACUAAAGACUAGAGAGUAUUCAAAUUUUAAGAAGCUGAAACCAGAGAAUUUUUGUAUUUUUUACUUAAAAAUUGGCUCAAAUGUUAAAUUCAUGAUCAAAGUGGUUGCAGGUAAACUGGUGGUUGCAGGUAAAUGUAAUUACAUGCAUGUAAAUUGUAAUGAAAUAAUUGAAAUAAAUCAGUGGUCUA
Molecule: messenger RNA, 2604 nt
Organism: Seriola dumerili (greater amberjack)
Lineage: Eukaryota; Metazoa; Chordata; Actinopteri; Carangiformes; Carangidae
Gene: ubl3b
Product: ubiquitin-like protein 3
Exons: 7
Coding region: 362-736 (124 amino acids)
Molecular function (GO): protein binding
Source: RefSeq, a predicted model, not a curated record